UAGUGGCAAGAUCGUGGCGCGUGAACCGCGUGUUUAGUUACUCUCCGCCGUGUGUGUCUCUUGUUGAUUCUGAGUACAGAGUGGCCACCAGUCAGUUGAGGAAGCCCGGGUUUUUUUUCUGUUCUGGUUUAUCUGUAUUCCGUGUUCCGUAUCCUUUUUCGUUCCUUUUUGGAUUCGAGAGCGUGAUAGGAAGAUCGUUUCGGUGUGAUUUUUUCUUUGAAAGUGGUUCAGAUUUUUCCCCAUUUUGGAGAUCAUCAUCGGAUUGGUCGAGAUUGAGCAGCAGGAGCAAAAGUCCAGCGCUGUGGUUGAACCCACUAGAAAUUUCUCAAGGAUCUUUCCACCCGGCUAGACGACGACAAAAGCCUCGCGGAGCACCUCAAGCUACCGAUCCAACGUAUCAACGACUAUAAACUAUUAUUUAAGGAACUCUUAAAGUAUACAAGUUCUCUCGGCGAAAAUGUCACCGAUCUACAGAAGGCCCUAGAGUUGAUGCUCUCGGUGCCCAGUCGAGCAGCAAACAACAAAUAUUUGGAGAGCAUCGAAGGUUUCCGCGGGAAUCUUCAGAAGCUAGGCCGAGUGCUAGCCCACGAGUACUUUGGAGUGAAAGACAAGGAAGGUAAAAUCAAGGAACGCUACCUGUUCCUCUUCAAGAGCCGAAUUCUUAUAACGAAAGCGAAGCGUCUGUCGGACGACAAAUCGAUCUUCAUUCUCAAGGAGAUCGUCAAGCUACCGGACGUUAAGGUUCGAGAUAUCGAUUCCCGUGCCUUCGAGCUUCCGCCGAAACCUGGAACCAAGGGCGAUACAGCGCAUCUGAUUGCCUACUCCGAGGAAGCGAAACAGCGUUGGAUCUACGAAAUCGAAGAGUACGCCAACAACACAGUAGCUCUACAGGAACACUCCAACGACGAUCUACGCAUUGAUCCAACUCAAACCAACAUCGACGAGUCGAUCAUCAAGCUACCGCAGCGAAUUGAGGCGCACAAAACCGACGAGAACAUCAAACCAUCGGAAAUCGCAGACAACUACGUCAUCUUUAAGCACAAAGCACAUCGCGAAGAACUACAGGCGAUUCAGAAAGUCGUAAGCCAGGAAGUCGAAGAGGACGAAGAGGAGAAACCUGCCAGUGUCAAAGAGCGCUUAGCCGCACUCGAAGUCAAGAAAAGCGGUCGCACUAGCAAACAGGAAACCGUUGUUCAACAAUCACAAGUUACAACUCAGCAGAAGGUUUCCGUCACCGAAAGCAAACAAUCAUCCGUUUCGAUCAAAAGCUCUACAGUUGUUCAAAGCUCUUCCGUUCAACAGGAAUCGAAAACAUCAACACAGAGCAAAGUUCAAACAAAAGAAACCAAAUCGGCUACCAAUCAAUCGAAAGCAGAAGUUGUUGAAGCAAAGUCGACCAAACGUCAACAGGAAUCACAGCUAGAAGCUCAAAGCAAGGUUCAAAUCCAGGAAGUUAACCAGUCAAAAGCUGUCAGUCAAUCGAAAGCCGAAGUUGUUGAAGCGAAAUCAACCAAACGUCAGCAGGAAUCACAGCUAGAAGCUCAAUCCAAGGUCCAAAUACAGGAAGUCAACCAGGCGAAAGCAGAAGUCAAAGAAUUCAAAUCAGCUGCCGUUAAGCGACAACAGGACAUUCAGCUCGAAUCACAAGCCAAAGUUCAGGUUAUCGAUAAUAAAUCCGCAAUUGUUUCUCAACAACAACAGCAGCAGCAGUUUGCUAGCAAAACCGAAUCAAUCUCCUCAACACAAAAGCAAUCUGUCAGCCAGGUUCAACAGCAAACAAUCGUUGAAAGCAAAUCGAUAUCGGUAUCGAAGCAGGAGCAGCACCAAUCCAUUUCGAAGCAAAGCUCCGUCAAACAAGCUCAGCAAAUCACCGAAGCUAAGACUGAAACUCUUCAAUCAUCUGUAAAACAAGAAACCGUAGCUGCUGCCACAGCAAUCGACACCGAUUCCAAGCUCAAAGAGAUCGAGUCAAAAUACGCCGUUCUCAAGCAGAAACAACUUGAACAGAAGUCUGAAGAACUAGACGCCAAGUUCCAGAUUGUCGAAUCGAAGUUCGCUGCGUUAAAGAAAAAGCAAGAGCAACAACAGAAACAGCAACAAGCACAACAACCGCAAACCCCUCAAACUCCAGAAUCUCUUUCAAAGCUUCAACAAAUCGAAUCCAAGUAUAAGCAGCAAGAGCAGAUCGUUGAGGUUCAACAAGUAAAAGAAUCCGUUAAAGCCACCUCCAAACUUGAGCAACUAGAGGCGAAGUACAAAAAAGAAGAAUUACAGCAGCAAACCCAGGCUAGUGAAGCAGUUAAAGUUGAACAAACUGUAACCGUCAGUCAAGAGCAGAAGGAGGAACCAGCAAGACAGCUGUCAAAGCUUGAACAGCUAGAGUCCAAAUACAGCAAGCUCAAAACUCAAACAUCCCUUCAGGAAACAGUUGAAGCGAAAGCUGUCGAAACACCUUCGACACCUUCAACACCACUUGAACCUCUAACGCCUACCUCACUAUCGAAAAUCCAACUGAUCGAGUCGAAGUACGCUGCGUUAAAGCAAAAGCAACAGAGUCAAAUACAGCAACAGGUUACAGAGGAAGUCAAAACACCUGAGGUCAAAGCAACGAUCGAACUAGAUCCACAGUCUAAACUUGCUCAAAUCGAAGCUCGUCACUCAGCUAGGCGAUUAUCGUUCCAGAAGGAUCAAGAAGCCGCUGCUGAAGCUGUAAAAGUCACUGAGGUUAAAGAAGAGAAGCACUUCACCGUAGAGAAAGUCGAAGCGGUUAAGCUUCCGGAAGAACCGACGAAAAAACCGAAGGUUGAUAAGAAAGAUCGCCCCAGGUUACAGAUACCAGUACCGGAGAAGCCUUUAGACGAUUACAAACUUGUGGACAGUCCAAAACCGCUAGACAGGAAACCACCGGCAACACCUACCAAGGUUGACAGUCCGAAAACACCAUUAGCCGAAAAGAAACUUGAACCGGUGCGAGUUGAGUCGAUAAAACUUCAGGAAACUCCCAAGACACCGACAAAGGCCCCUGUCGAGAGUCCUAAGCCAGUCGUCGAAAAGAAGGUUGAAACACCUAAAACACCGACAAAGGUUCCCGAGAGUCCCAAGCCAGUUGAGAAGAAGGUUGAAACACCUAAGACACCGACAAAGGUUCCCGAAAGUCCAAAGCCAGUUGAGAAGAAGGUUGAACCGGUAAAAGUUCAGGAAGCUCCCAAGACACCAACAAAGGUUCCCGAGAGUCCUAAACCGGUCGAGAAAAAGGUUGAAGAGCCUAAGACAGCGGAAAAAGCGCCCGAGAGUCCGAAGCCUGUUGAGAAGAAGGUAGAAGUUCCUAAGACACCUACAAAGGUUCCUGAGAGUCCUAAACCGGUUGAAAAGAAAGUUGAACCGGUAAAAGUUCAGGAAACACCAACCAAGGUUCCCGAGAGUCCAAAACCAGUUGGGAAGAAGGUUGAAGAGCCUCAAAUACUGACAAAGGCACCCGAGAGUCCAAAGCCAGUCGAAAAGAAGGUUGAAGUUCCUAAAACACCAACGACAGCUCCUGAGAGUUCCAAACCAAUCGAAAAACAGGUUGAAGUUCCCAAGACUCCGACAAAGGUUUCUGAUAGUCCAAAGCCUGUCGAAAAGAAGGUUGAACCUGUGAAAGUUCAGGAAACGCCAAAAACACCGACCAAAGUUCCCGAGAACCCUAAACCAGUCGACAAGAAAGUUGAAACUCCCAAGACACCGACAAAAGUUCCCGAGAGCCCUAAACCGUUUGAAAAACAGGUUGAAGUUCCUAAGACAUCGACAAAAGCUCCGGAAAGCCCGAGGCCUGUUGAAAAGAAGGUUGAACCUGUGAAAGUUCAGGAAACUCCCAAGACAUCAACAAAAGCUCCCGAGAGUCCUAAACCGGUUGAAAAGAAGCUUGAAACACCUAAGACACCGACAAAAGCUCUUGAAAGCCCUAAACCAGUUGAAAAGAAGGUUGAACCUGUAAAGGUCCAGGAAACUCCAAAGACACCAACAAAAGCUCCCAAAAGUCCGAAGCCAGUUGAGAAGAAGGUAGAACCUGUGAGAGUUCAAGAAACUCCAAAAUCACCAACCAAAGCUCCAGAGAGUCCCAAACCGUUCGAAAAGAAGGUUGAAACUCCUAAGACACCAACUAAGCUUUCCGAGAGUCCGAAGCCUAUCGAAAAGAAGGUAGAGCCUGUAAAGGUUCAGGAAACUCCCAAAACAACAGAAAGUCCUAAGCCUAAGGCUGAAGUUCCUAAAACACCGACAAAAGCUCCCGACAGUCCCAAACCGUUGGAAAAGAAGACUGAACCUGUAAAAGUUCAGGAGAUCCCCAAGACACCAACGAAAGCUCCCGAGAGUCCAAAACUAGCCGAGAAGAAGGUUGAAGCUCCUAAGACUCCAACGAAAGCUCCCGAGAGUCCAAAACUAGCCGAGAAGAAGGUUGAACCAGUAAAAGUUCCGGAAGCCCCCAAGACACCAACCAAGGUACCUACAUCGCCAACCAAAGAGAAGAAGCUCGAGAAACCUAAGGAACCGGAAUCCCCGAAACCGAAGGCCGUUGAGCAGAAACCAUUCGAAGCCAAGAAGGUUGAAGCCGUCAAGCUUCAGGAAGUGUCCCGAAAACAAUUGACCACCACCAAACAAACAGAGGAAACCGAUAGCAUAACAGGGUCUGAUACGCCUGCUUCGGUUGACGAACCGGAGGAAGAUAACCUAGAGUAUCUUAUAGAACAGAAAUCUAGGGAGGAAGCUUUGCAGCGUAAGUUGAACGAAAUCUACGAGCGGGAACAGGCUGCGCUACUCGCAGCGAAGCAGAUCCGUCUUGCGGAGGAAGAAUCCAUUCGCAGAAGGUUCGAAGCGAAAGGAGAACGUGAGGUUCAGCAGAUUAAAGAAACUGCGUGCGAAAUCCUCGAACAAAUUCGAGCGACGCAAGAUUCUGUCAAGUUAGUGCUAGGAGACGAUUAUUCAGAUCAACAACAGUCCAGAUUACCGGUGAUUACAAAGGCGGCUGAUAAUUCAGAUUCGCAGCAAAACAAUCAACCUCGAGAAGGCGGAGAUCAAAGAGGAUCGGGACAAGAACAGCGUAGUCCACAACAAGGGGGUGAAAGCAGUGGUGGACAAGCUCAACAAGGAAGUUCAGGCGGAGAUAGUGGUGAUAACGAGGAUAACGGAGACAACGGUGAUAGACGAGGUUGGUGGAAGUUACCUACCUUCUUUGAUCCACCUCCACCACCACCGGAAUACAAGGCUACCAUAGAAGUAUUUGUUAAGAAAGAUCGUCCUCCGCCACCUCCUCCACCGAAGAUAACCCGGAAGCUUGUGGUGAACACAGACGAUCUAGAGCGAAAGACUCAACUAUUUUUCCAAGGACACAUUAACGAACCGGACCCAGAUCAUUCGGUUGCUGCAGCGCAGAAGAAGCUUAAGGGUCUCAAACAUCUGCUCGGUAAGGCAGACGAAACUUCACGUUUUGCAGAAGACGCCAUCCACAAGGCGGAACAAGGAGAAUUCUCUAGCAUUAUCAUCCCGGAAGAGGAAGAGCAGAAGAAAUCCAAGGGUCCAGUCUACGAGUAUCAAUACACCAUCGAGGAUCCCAUCACUGGGGAGAAGAUUUGUACCGACGAUCCUAACCUCGAGCUUAUAGAGAAAAGACUCGCGAUGGAUGAGCAAUCCGGAUCUAGGUACACGACGUCCAGAUAUUCCUCUCUCAAGAGCCGCACCCUCGAAGCCCAACUUGAGGAGUUAGCCGAAUUCGAGUACCGCCACGAGGAGAAGAUGUCGUCGACUAACACCCAGAAACUUCGGGUUCCUACCAACAUUAGGCCCCACUUCGUGAAGGCCAUUCACGGUCUCAGCGUCGAGCCCGGCGAAAAUGCCAAGUUCGCUUGUCAGCUGGACGAACGCUCCCAGGUGCAAUGGUUGAAGGACAACAAGCCGCUCAACGACAAGCUGGCCGAUCGGGUCAUCAUGAAGGAGUCCGGCGAUUUGACCCACACCCUGGAGAUUCAGCACUGCCGGGAGGAGGACACCGGCCUGUACACGGCCCGUGCCAUCAACGGUUCCGAGAAUGCCUCUUGUACCGCUCAACUGCACGUACAAAAGCUGACCCCGGAACAGAGGAAGGCUAUGACAGAAACCAACUCGCCGAUCUUCACCGUUGAACUGACGAGUGCUGAAGUCAUCGAGAAGACCUACCUGACCUUCAUGGUUAAGGUCAAGGGAGAUCCCGCUCCCAAGAUUCGAUUCUGCAAAGACGAUAAAGAAAUCCUAGACACCGACAAGCGUAUGAAGGUCGUUCGCGACCGUGAGGACAGUGGGUACUUUGAGCUGGUGAUACCGGAAGUCCACAAGGGCGACUGUGGUGUCUACUCGUGUACCGCCUACAACAAAUUCGGCAGUACCAAAACCCAAGCUCAGCUGCUGGUCACCGACCAGAAGGAGAUCUUCAACGAGCUAGACACUCUCGAGGACAAGUCUAAAUUCGUGUGGAAAAAGAACGGUGUGCCCUUCGAUCCCGAGGAGCGAUUCAAGGUGCUAAUGGCUGACGACUCAGACUCGUUGGCGCUUGUCUUCCAGCACGUGAAACCAGAGGAUGCUGGACUCUACACUUGUGUUGCCGCCACCGCUUCCGGCAAUAUCCAGUGUAGUGCUGAACUCACGGUUCAGGGACAGGUCAACCAACUCUCUCAUGAGCCAGCCAAGCCACACAUUAAAAUUGAAUCGAAGGACGCACUGGCACGAAUUGGAGGAAAGGCUUUACUCGAGAUGAAAGUCUACGGCUAUCCGAGACCCGAAAUCAUUUGGCGUCACGAGGGCACCAUUAUCGAACCGCAUGGUCGCUACAAGUUCCUCUAUGAGGAUGCCGAGUCCGUAUCGCUUGUCAUCAUGGAUGUACAGCCUUCGGACGCCGGUGCCUAUUCGAUCGUCGCGCAGAACAAUCUUGGCGAGGACUCGACGUUCAUUAACCUGACCGUCAAGUGUCCACCGCGCAUUGUGAAGCCCCAGGAUAUGGUGGCGAUGGUCGGUGAGAACUACAAGAUGAGCAUUGAGGUCGACGCCGUACCGGAGGCUACGGUGCGGUUCUACAGGAACGGUAAGGAGGUCAAGGAGGACAGCCGUAUCAAGUUCUUGACGGCCGAAAACUACCACAUCGUCAAGUACAAUCCGGUCAAGAUGGAGGACGCCGGUAACUACUCGAUCAUCGCAACGAACGAAAUCAGUCAGGCAACGGAGUUCUGGGAGCUGAUGGUUCAUGCUCCCCCGAAGACCACCCACGGACUGGCCCCGGAGACGAUUGUCAACGAGCGCGAAGACAUCGAGCUGUACGUCAAGGCCAACGGUAACCCGAAACCGAUCGUCCGUUGGUACAAGGAGGGUAAGGAGGUCAUUCCGGAUGGCAAGCGUAUUCUUAUUACGGACGAGGAUGGUCGCUACACCUUGAAGAUUCAUGCCGCCAAUCGGGAUGAUACGGCUUCGUACACUGCCGAUAUCAUCAACGACUACGGUACCGUUACCGAGAGGUCGCAGGUUAAUGUGAACUGCAAGGCCAUGGUUAGGGAAAAGUUGGAGGGAUUGACCUGCAAGGAGGGAGACACCAAUGUGGUCAUGAGCAUCAAGACCGAUGGUUUCCCGAGACCCAAGGUACAGUGGUACAUCGACGAUGUGGAAAUCACCGAAUCGCGGAACGAGUUCCGCGCCGCUGAGGAAGGUCUGUACUAUAAGUUGUACAUCAAGGAGGCUAAGGCCGAACUGCAGGGAACGUAUCGGGCCAAGUUCACCAACGAGUACGGAUCGGAUGAGAGCAGUGCCAAGACGAUUGUGCUGUGUACUCCAAAGGUGCGCAAACCACUGGAAGACACCGAUGUCGAUGAGAAUACUACCCUGACGUUGGAGGUCGAGAUUUACGCCGAGCCGGUGCCGGAGAUUACCUGGUACAAGAAUGGACAGCCAGUGCAGACCGAUGCCCGUCUCACGAUCAAGCGGGACUCGCAGCGGGUCGAAAACUACACGCUCACGCUGACCAUGGUUCGCGGAACCGAUUCCGGCGAUUACGAAGUUCGUGCGGUGAACUCGCUCGGAACGGCGUCCAGCAAGUCCAGGGUCGUUGUACAAAAGGCCCUUGUGGCGAGCCUCGAUGCGAAUACCGAUGCCGAUGCUCAUCGAAUCGUGACCAGUGACGAGUGCACCAAGAUCGGCCAAAAUGGCGAAACCAUUAUGAUUUCGGUGCACACCGAGGAGAUCCACGCCGGCUACGUAACAGGCUCCGAUGAAUCGCACUCGGUACACCAGGUGCGUUCAACAACCGUUAUUUUCGAAGAAGAUUCCGGCUCACCGUUAUUGGAGGAGGCCCCGAAACGUAUUAUCUACCCGACGAAGCCUCACGCUUCGGCCCUGCACGUCGAAGAAAUCGACAGUAUCGUGUUGGAGUCAAACGAAAACAAAGCCAUCUUCCAAAGUUUGACCGUUAAUGAAGGUUCGGCGGCUACAACGAAGUUCUUCGUUGAAGAGGCCGAAUCGGACAAUGAAGCUUCGACAACGAAGACGAAUGCUUUCGGCAAACUGUCCCGAGGAGUUUCGAUCACUUCGGCUUCCGAAGAUGAGCUGCUGCUGUCGAGACAGUCAAGCCGAGUUGGUGUCGAAGAAAGUCAACAAGGCGUUAUGGGCGAUGGAUUGAAUCGUGAAAACAUUGAGGAACGGGAAGCGGACAAAGCUAAGAAGGUUCGCUUUGAAGACGAAUCUGUCGAAGUAUCUAAAACGUCGAAACAGCUACAGAAAGAUGUUGUUGAAGAAGGUGUUCCUUUGGAAGUCGAUGAGCGAUGUGUAAAAGUUAGCAAGACCGAUGGCGAACCUAAGAAGGGGAAAUUACUAUCGAAACAGUCUUUGGAAGAGGAAUCGGUUGAGGACUCAAGCAAAGGUAAGACAGAAGAUGUUGAAUCGGUACCGAAGAGAAAGAAGUCGUUGCUAUCAGAAACCCUUGAAAGUAAAGAAAUGGAAUCUGAAAAAGCAGCAACGGAACAACCUCUCGACACUUCAGAAGCUAAGAAAGCAAAGAAGCUGGAGAAGCAAAUGUCAAGCGAUGUUCAACAACAACAAUCCGAGAAGCAGAAAGCGGACGUUUCGGAAAGCCAAAAGCCUAAGCAACCCGACGUAGAAGAUCGGAAGCUUGAGAAGCAAAGCAUUCAGACAGAAUCAAUGGAAGAACCAAAGCCAAAGAAAGAAGACGUUGUCGAGAAAGGUAAACCAGAAAAAGCUUUGUCCAAAGAGGAAGCCGAAGUGGGACAAAUGGAAGAAGCGAAGACUAAAAAAGAGGAGUUUGUCGAGAAGGGUAAACCGAAAAAAGCUCUUUCAAAAGAGGAAGCAGAAGCGGGACAGAUGGAAGAAUCGAAGAAGACAGCCACGGCUGAAGCAGACAGUGCCAAACAAGCAGAAGCUUCCCCGGAAAUUUUCAAGACCGACAUUGCCGAUGUCACUACUUUCGAUUCGCUGCCUCUGACGUGGACUAUCGAGGCCGAUGGUAUCCCAAGACCAACCGUUACCUGGUAUCACGACGGAGAAGAAGUGCAGGCUAGCGACCGCAUCCGGUUCACAGAUUCUGGAACUACGUACAAGAUCGAAAACCGAGACGUCAAGGAAGCCGAUGCUGGAGAAUGGAAGGCCGUGGUUAAGAACCGCAUUGGGGAGAAGACACUUCCAUGCAACCUCACUGUCAUUCCUUGCAAGGAAUACCGUCGUCCGAAGUUCCUCAAGGGGUUGGAGAACAUCAGCGUGAACAAGAACGAAACCAUCCAUCUGACUGUGACCAUCACCGCGGAUCCGGAGCCGGAGUUCAGCUGGAUCCAGAAUGGCAAGGAAGUUCAAGCCGACGACUACAUCCAGAUGAAGACCGAAAUCAAGGAGCUGGAGUACAAUCUCAAGGAGAUAACCUAUACCUUGCAUAUCGAUCAAGCCCGGCACUACGACACCGGUGAUUACACUUUCCGGGCCAGCAACAAGUACGACAUCAACGAGUCGAAUGGUCGCUUGGACGUGCUGUUGAAGCCUGAGAUUGAAAACUUCCACGACAUCACCGUUAUGCCGUUCACCCAGGGUGUCUUCCAGGUGUUGGUCAAGGCCAAUCCCAAGCCCAAGGUCACCUGGACCAAGGACGGUAUCAACCUGUGCAACGUGGACAACUGCGACGUGAUCGCCGAUGUCGAGAAGGAAAUCUACACCAUUCUGGUUGAGUCUUGUGCCAUGGCAGAACACGGUACCUACACGCUGACGGCCUCCAAUACCUUCGGUGAAACGGUUGCUACGGCUAAGCUGAAUGUUCACACCGACAAACCGACUUUCACCAAGGAACCGGACAGCAUGAACGUGCACGAUUGGUCCGACGUUUACAACAAGGUCGAGGUCAAGGGUUGCCCUCGGCCGAGUAUUCAGUGGUUGCGCAACGGCACCCCACUGGAUCUGGAGGAAAUCGACCCGGAAACCAACGAACCCAAGGUGAAGGUCAUUACCGUUGGUGAGGCCGAGGUCACCAGUGAGCUGUUCAUCACCCACUUCGGUCCCGAACUGCAGGGAGAUUAUUCGUGUUUGGCCUCCAGCAUUGGAGGUGAAACUGAGGCUAAGUUCAUGAUCUUAGUUAAGAACGAACAGCCCGUGUUUGGUAAGGGACUCGAGAGGGGAAUGGAUCUCGAAGAAGACGAUCGCCUGGAACUGUCCUGUAUCGUCGAUGGUAGCCCGCUGCCUAAGAUGACCUGGUACAAGGAUGGCAACGAAAUCGAACCUAACGAGCACAUUUCUAUCACUCACGGACACGACGGUCGUUGCCGUUUGGUAAUCGAGAAAGCCGAACCCGGUGACAGUGGUUGUUACAAACUGGUUCUUUCAAACAAGAGCGGUGAUGUAUCGACUCAAUCAUCUGUUGCUGUAACACCCAAGCAGCGUUAUCCAGUGUUCAUCCGCCCGCUCCAAGAUCACAAGAUCAUCGUUGGCGAGACACUGCACAUGGAGGCCGAAAUUGCUGGCUAUCCGAUGCCGGAGGUAAGGUGGUUCAAGGAUGGUAUCCCGGUGCAUCAGACUCGUGCGAUCAAUUUCAUCAACGAACCGAACGGCAUCGUUGGUUUCAUUAUCGAUAAAGUGACACCCGAGGAUGCCGGCAUCUACACCUGUGAGGUUAAGAACGCCGUCGGUAAGGCUACCUCUGCUUCGAUCACCGAAAUUAUUCCCAAGGCCAAGAAGCCUCAGUUCGUUAAUGAGCUGCAAAACAUCAGCAUCGUUGAAGGCUUCCCCGUGAAGAUGAACGUUAAGGUAGUUGGUUACCCAACUCCCUCCAUCAAGUGGCUUCAUGGAGGAAAUCCAAUUGCUGGUGAUCGCUGCAAGAUCGUUGAAGACGGUGAAUGUAGCCAAACACUGUCGAUUGAGAAAUCUACUGAAGCCGAUAGCGGAGAGUACCAGGUAGUAGCCUCGAACGAAAUCGGCGAGACUUCUUGCGUUGGAACGGUUACUGUUCUCCCGGCCACCGAUUCGUCGAUCGCUGAAGAACCUCCGACCUUCCUGGGAGGUCUCCGAGACAUUAUAGCCGACGAAGGCAAAGAACUUACGUUCAGUGCUCGUUUUGCUGGUAAUCCAGCUCCCGAAGUUAUCUGGACCAAGGAUGGAGAGCCACUGCAGCCUACCGGUCGGGUUACCGUUACUUGCGACGGUAAGAGCGUCGGCCUUACGAUUGCUCCUACCGAGACCUCCGACUCCGGUGAAUACGCUUGCUUGAUGGCCAAUCCUCUGGGAGAAACCGAAACCAAGGCCUCGGCUGUCGUUCGUAAAAUCUUCCAGAAACCAAACUUCGUGUACCGCUUCCCCGAUCUGCAACAACUGCCAGGUUUGGAGGCUAAGUUCCCAGCAAAGCUGGUUGGCAGCCCAAGACCCACAGUUCAGUGGUACAAGAACGAAACUCCCAUUUCGCCAAACGAUCGUUACAAGAUGAAGUACGAAGGAGAACAUUGUUGUCUGUACAUUAAGGAGUGCGCUGAAUCCGACACCGGUCUGUAUUCUUGCGUUGCUACCAACCGCGAAGGAAGCAGCACCAUUGAAGCCAAAUUGGAUGUUGUUUCUCAACUCACCAGAGGUGAAGAGCCAACUCCAGCUUACUUCAUGAAGAAACCAGUCGACAUGACCGUUCUGGAAGGAAUGAAAGCCAAAUUUACCGCUUGCGUCGACGGCUUCCCACUUCCAACUGUCGAAUGGAUUCGCGAUGGACACCGUCUGGUACCGAGCGAAAAGUAUAAGAUCGAAUCGGACAUCAACGGUCUUGCUCGUUUGAUUAUCGACGAUAUCCAGGAAGAAGAUCUGGGUCGCUAUACCUGCAAGAUUUACAACAACCUCGCUGAAGUACUUGCUCAUGUCAACCUUAACUUCGAAGCCUUGGAUGCUCAUCCAAAGCGUCGUUUCGGAAAGGGUAAAGACAAGGGCUUCCUGCACUCUACUCCUUAUCCUCUUAUGGAUAGACCGAUCAUCUCAAAACUCUCCGAUCGCCGCAUGACUUUAUCGUGGAAACCAUCGUUGACUACCGUACCGAGAUACCCGAUCACCUAUCAACUGGAACUUAUGGAAAUCCCCGAUGGCGAUUGGUAUACCUAUCGCUCAGGAAUUCGUAGCUGUUCGUGCGAAGUUCGUAACUUGGAACCAUUCCGGGAGUACAAAUUCCGCGUUCGCGUCGAAAACAAAUACGGAGUAAGCGAGCCAAGUCCCUACGUCCAAACGUAUAGACAGAAGCUGGAACCGGAGGCUCCAGUUUUCUACCCAUACCUUGGACCGGGACGAGACUACCGCCCGGAUACUUCGCCACACUAUCCACGUGGUUUCGACGUUGAGAAACCAACUCAUCGGGACCAGCGCACCGGAAUUCCACCGGAGUUCCUUCGUCAGGAAUACCCCGUCCAGUUCGGCACCAAGAAUCACAACGUCAGCCUGUUCUGGUUCGUGUAUGGUUAUCCGAAGCCAACAAUGACCUACUACUUCAACGAUCAGAAGAUCGAAGCCGGUGGUCGUUAUUGCUUCAGCUACACCAGAAACGGCCAGGCAACGCUGUUCAUCAACCGCAUGACCGAACGGGACGUCGGUGUGUACGAGGCGGUGGCCACCAACGAAUACGGCAGCGUUAAGCAACGCGUUUGCUUGGAAUUGGGAGAGUAUCCGCGGUUCCUGCAACGCCCGGAGGAAGUGUUCAUUAUGGGACGUCGCUCCGGUCGAGUUGAGGCCAAGAUCGCAGGCGUACCCUUCCCGGAUGUCAAGUGGUACAAAGACUGGCAACCCAUCACUGAAUCAUCACGCAUCAAGAUGAUCUUCUACGAGCCGGACACCUGGGUUCUGUUGAUCACGGAUGCGAUCAAGAAGGAUGAGGGCUUGUACUCGUUGAGCGCUCGGAACCAAAUCGGGUCGAUUAGCUCAUCAGUGAUGGUUCACAUCGAGGAUAACGAAGAAGACUAUGUCUACAAUGCCCAUCACAGGACGCCAUAUGUCCGCGCUAGGAACAAGGUAUAUCAGGACUUCUAUGAUAUUGGAGACGAAAUUGGAAGAGGUACGCAGGGCAUCACUUACCAUGCGGCGGAACGUUCCAAUGGUCGCAACUUUGCUGCCAAGAUUAUGUACGGCAGUCCAGAUCUGAGACCGUUCAUGUUCAACGAGGUCGACAUUAUGAACAUCUUAAACCAUAGGAAGUUGAUUCGCUUGCAUGACGCGUUCGAUAUCGAUAGAUCGUUGUGUUUGAUUCUGGAGUUGGCUUCUGGUGGGGAACUGGUUCGAGAUAAUUUACUGUCCCACGACUACUACACCGAACGCCAAAUCGCUAUUUACGUUUAUCAGAUCCUUCUGGGUCUGGAACAUAUGCAUACCAGAGGAAUCGGACACAUGGGAUUGACAAUCAAGGAUCUGUUGAUUGCUCAUCCAGGUAGCGAUAACCUUAAGAUUUGCGACUUUGGUUUGUCGCGCCGUAUUGAAGACGAUAAGCUAUACACUUUGGACUACGGUAUGCCUGAGUUCGUGGCCCCAGAGGUCAUCAACCGUCGUGGAGUUGGUUUGGGUCAGGAUAUGUGGAGUGUCGGUAUCAUUACCUACAUCUUGCUUGGUGGUAUCAGUCCAUUUAUGGGUCGUAACGAUCGUGAAACUCUGACCAAGAUUAGAGACGGUAAAUGGUCAUUCACUGGCACCGUUUGGGAAUUCAUUUCUGUAGAAGCUCGUGACUUUAUCACGAAGCUGUUGGUGUAUGAGGAUGAACACCGUAUGACGAUCAAGGAAGCGCUGAACCAUUCCUGGUUCGACAUCAUCUACAAGCGUACCUUCGAGGAGUACCAGAUUGGUACCGAUCGUCUGCGUCGCUACUACUAUCACUACAGGGAUUGGUACACUAACGCCUCGUGCCGCACUUGGUACCGUCGACGCCCGUUGAUGAGCUGCUUCGACCACCCGUCGAAGAUGGUCUACCCACCAGGUAUCAUCUUCACUCCGGAGGGUACUCCACCACCGACUACCGUGGACGACAUUCCACACAAGCGCAGGAAGUGGGAGGAAUACGUUUCCAAGGACAUCCAUCCCGAUUACGAGACCGCUUCGUUCAAAUCCGAAAGCCACUACCAGUACGGUCCGGAUACCUAUCUGCUGCAGCUGCGUGAUACCGGCUUCCCAACUCGUCUACGUGAGUACAUGAAGAUCGCCAAGCACCGUUCCCCGAGCAUCCUCAGCGAAAGCAAUUACGAUAGCAGUCUUCCAAUCAUCCGUGAGCGUCGUCGUUUCCAAGAGAUCAUGGACGAAGAAAUCGACGAUGAGCGUCGCAGCCGCAUCAGCCGAUACGGCACCGACGACAGCAUCACCAUCAAUAGGCGUCUGCGUAGCGAAGUCGGUACUCGUCUGGGUUCGUACGCCGAAGCCGAGGCGCUGAUCGAAGUCAAGCGUGAAGGUCAUGCACCGUUCUUCCGAGAGAAGCCACAAACGAUUUCUAUCCGUGAAGGCGAACCGAACCAGAUUGUAUGCUACGCUGUUGGUGAUCCGAAGCCAACAGUGACCUGGUUCCGCAACGAUAUGGUCGUCACCGAUAGCAACCGUAUUAAGGUUUUGGACGACGUCGAUGGACGAUCGGUCAUUCAGUUCCAUCCAGCUUCGCACAACGAUUGCGGCAUCUACAAGGCAGUAGCUAGCAACAAGAUCUCCAAAACAACUGCACGUUGUCGGGUGGUGAUUGCGAUUAUUCCAGAUGCCCCAGACAGUCCGGAUGCUGUUGCCGUCAGCGAUACUGAAGUGCUGCUGCGUUGGAAGCAACCUAGAAGCGAUGGCAAUUCGCCGGUCAUGUGCUACUGCUUGGAAAUAAAGCAGCACGGUCGUAUGGAUUGGGUGGAUGUGGCGAGCAACAUUGAUCAUGAAUUCUACCUGGUACAUGGACUGGAACCCAACACCGGAUAUCAGUUCCGUUUGGCUGCGUACAAUCGUAUCGGCUGGAGUGACCGUGGUAUCCCAACUAAGAACAUCAACACUUUGGACGUUGGAGCACCUAAGAUCCAAAUUACCCGGGCUAUGAAGCAGUUGCAACAGCUCACGGAAUCAGGUCAACAUGUUGCCCCAGAAGAUCGUUCGGGUCGUCUUGAUUACAGUUAUGAGAAGUCUCCAUUGAAGUGGAGUAUUGAAGGCAACUACAACGACAAAUUCAGCUUUAUGUCAGAAAUCUCCCGAGGUCGGUUCUCGAUCGUGGUCAAGGGAUUGGAAAAGGUCACUGACAAAAUCGUGGUCGCCAAAAUCUUCGAACUUGGAGAUGAAAAGAUUGCUGAAGGUGCCGAGCAUGAGUUUGAGAUGCUGCGAACCCUGCGACAUGAACGUAUUGCUACCUUGCUGGCUGCGUUCAAGCCCAAAAAUACCUCCAUUGCUGCUCUGGUAAUGGAAAAGCUGCAGGGUGCUGACGUGCUGACCUACCUCAGUAGUCGUUCGGAAUACACCGAGCAAAUCGUAGCUACCAUCAUCACCCAAGUCCUGGAUGCUCUGCAGUACUUGCAUUGGCGAGGAAUCUGCCAUCUGGAUCUGCAACCGGACAACAUCGUCAUGUCCUCCGUACGACAGGUGCAGAUCAAGCUGGUCGACUUCGGUGCCGCCCAACAGGUUUCCAAGUUGGGUACCAACGUGCCGAACGUAGGCUGGUUGGACUUUACUGCCCCUGAAGUAUUGAACCACGAGGCAGCCUACCCACAGACUGACAUCUGGACCGUCGGCUGUCUGGCGUAUCUGUUCCUAUCGGCCAACAGUCCGUUCCGAGGAGCCGACGAAGCCGAAACCCGCUCCAACAUCAGCUUCGUGCGCUACCGCUUCGAAUAUCUGUUCAAGGAGGUUACCCAGGAGGCGACCCGAUUCUUGAUGCUGAUCUUCAAACGCGCUGCAACGAAACGUCCAUCGGUGGAGGAAUGCUUCGAGCACAGGUGGCUCGUCCAUACCGAUUUCAUGAUCAAGAAGCGCGAACGAGCGAUCUUCCCUGGAAAUCGUCUGAAGGACUUCUCCGAGCAGUACCAUACGAUGAAAACGAACGAAGCCACCAAAUCGGAAACCAUUUCCAGUUUCGGUGGCCAAUCCCCUCGUCAGUUGCUUCGAUCCAACAGCAUUCAAGAAGAACUUUUAACCACUUUCUAAGCUACUAUCUUACUCUAUCUAUCUAUCUAUCUAUUAACCGUAACAAAGCCUGCAGUCUCCCAAACUUUUCGUUGCUCUCUCUAGAAUACUCCUGUUGAAUUUUUGUGGUAGAGUUUUAUUUUUUAUUACUUUAGUGAGCCCUUUCAAUUUUUUCUUGCCUCUCUUGUUUUGUAAAUACUUUUAUUUACAUCUAAAAUCUUUAUUUAAAAUCUUGCUAGGGUCUAUAUAAAAUAAUCGUAAGCAGCUUAGCGUGCGCACUAAGCAAUCACUAAUAAAAUCGUUACUUCUUCUGCGCGCCAUUUUUUAAAGUUAGGAAAUAUAUGUGAUAACCCGGGUCGCGAGCAAAUUUUUAUAUGAAUUUUUAACCGGAAACACAUCACACAAAUACAUCCCUAAACGAGCGACUCGGUCCCAUAUAUUGGAAAAAAAAAGAAAGAAAGAACUUAUUGUCCUUCAAUGUGUAGUAAGCAAAUGGAAGAUGCAAGAGAAUGAAAGCGAAAAAUAUAUACUAAACAAGUAGAAAUCUGUGUAAUAUAUACUUUGUAGAAGAGAAUUCAAGUUAAAGCAGUGGAAACGACAAGUGCCCUCCAAAAAAAAUCGUUUUAAUUGAAAAAAAUAAUGAGCAGCCAUCCGGAUUUGCCGAAGAAAAGAGAGAGAAUGAAUAAGAAAUAAAAAACACUCAAUCUGCUUGCUCUGGAGCGCUUUUAACAAACAAGCUGUAGGGAAUAUCGUUAACAUUAUUGUUUAUCUGAAUUUUCCUUCAAUAUUUUUUAGUUGAAUAAAUAGUUGAGCAAAAAA
Molecule: messenger RNA, 17430 nt
Organism: Uranotaenia lowii
Lineage: Eukaryota; Metazoa; Arthropoda; Insecta; Diptera; Culicidae
Gene: Obsc
Product: obscurin
Exons: 24
Coding region: 490-16632 (5380 amino acids)
Biological process (GO): homophilic cell-cell adhesion; synapse organization; protein phosphorylation
Cellular component (GO): plasma membrane; neuronal cell body; axon
Molecular function (GO): protein binding; ATP binding; axon guidance receptor activity
Source: RefSeq, a predicted model, not a curated record